AUUGAAGAAGAAAGAAAGAAAGAAAGAAAGAAAGAAGAAAAGGAGAAAAAGGAAUCUGGUCUGUCAAUGGCGGUGCGGCCAACUGUUGCGUUACUGUCAGUGAAACUUCUUUCAUAUAAAAUAUACUGAAGAAAUACGUUUCCACGUUAUCAAAACCCUAAAACCACACGUAUUAUACUUUUUCUUUCCUGCAAUUAUUGUAAUCGCAAUUAGUACUACUACUACUACUAGUAACCAAGCCAAGAGCUGGCAACCGUCCCUUCCUUCCUUCACCAGCAGCUAAAGAAAAAGAACAUGGCAACUGAGCUUGUCAAUUCUGCUACAAGCGAGAAGCUUCCAGAGAUGGACUGGACAAGGAGCAUUGAAAUUUGCGAAUUAAUAUCACGAGAUCAAAGGCAGGCCAGAGAGGUUAUUAAAGCUAUUAAAAAGAGGCUUGGAAAUAAGAAUGCAAAUGUACAGUUGUUUGCAGUUAUGUUGUUGGAGAUCUUGACGAAUAAUCUAGGAGAUGAGGUUCAUAAGCAGGUAAUUGAUGUAGGGAUUCUCCCUUUGCUUGUGAAGAUAGUGAAGAAGAAGUCUGACUUGCCUGUGCGAGAGAAGAUAUUUCUUCUUCUUGACGCAACCCAAACAGCAACGGGAGGAGCAUCUGGGAAGUUUCCUCAGUAUUAUGAAGCAUACUAUGAUUUAGUGAAUGCAGGUGUAAAGUUUCCUGAUAGAGCUCCUCAAGUGGUGUCUGUGGCUGUCUCAAAUCAAGUUAGUUCUAAUAAUAAAAAGCAUAGUUCGUCUAACCUCCAUGGCGAUGAUGGCAUUCCUCCUCCUGCAAAACCACUGCCUGAAGUUGUUCCUGAAUCCAGUAUUGUUGAGAAAGCUAGUGCUGCAUUAGAGGUAUUAAGAGAAGUUCUUGAUGCUGUUGAUCCGCAUCAUCCUGAGGGCGCUAAGGAUGAGUUCACGCUUGAUCUCGUUGAACAAUGUUCAUUUCAACAACAACGAGUAAUGCAUCUUGCAGUGACUUCACGUGAUGAUAAGGUGGUCUCGAGAGCAAUUGAUUUGAAUGAACAACUGCAGAAGUUACUAGCAAGACACGAUGAACUCAUUUCGGGAAAGAUAACAUCUUCUUCAAAUCAUUCCACACAUGAAGAUGCAGAUGAGGAGGAAGUUGAACAACUUGUCCGAAGGAUGAGGAAAGGGAAGGCUUGUAUGCAACCUGAGGAGGAAGAAGAGCAUCGUCAACAAAAGGAUCAUCGACCCUUUGGAUUGCUGGGAGGACAUAACAUAAACCGACCCAUCAUACGACCAUUAAGCAUUGAUGAGCCUCAAGAGCAGCAACCGCUGCCAAUUCGUCAGGGGGUGUCGAUUCCACCACCACCCGCUAAGCAUGUCGAGAGAGAGAAGUUCUUUCAAGAAAAGAAGGUGGAUGGAUCGGGUUUAGCCAAUCAUGUUCGUGGACUUUCAUUGCACAGCCGCAAUGGCAGCAGUGGAGGAGGAAGCGUCAACAGUGAUUGAUAAAUGGAUCUUUAUGGUUUAUCAAUCUGUGUCUAGACUGGGUGUCAUUUUGUUUGAUAUGGUUGUGAUAUAGUUUUCAAAUUUUUCUUAAACAUUACUCACUGUAAAUGACAUAUAAUGGCAUAAAACAUUACUAUAUUUGUGGUUGUGCCUUAUUUUAUAAUAUUUUACAUCUUUAUUCUUUUAA
Messenger RNA from Impatiens glandulifera, 1687 nucleotides. Its product is annotated as TOM1-like protein 5. NCBI's taxonomy places the organism in Eukaryota, Viridiplantae, Streptophyta, Magnoliopsida, Ericales, Balsaminaceae. Gene Ontology annotation, biological process: protein transport to vacuole involved in ubiquitin-dependent protein catabolic process via the multivesicular body sorting pathway. Gene Ontology annotation, molecular function: ubiquitin binding; phosphatidylinositol binding. The transcript is spliced from 10 exons. The record is from RefSeq and is a predicted model, not a curated record. Bases 295 to 1500 code for a protein of 401 amino acids.